Molecule: messenger RNA, 796 nt
Organism: Tinamus guttatus (white-throated tinamou)
Lineage: Eukaryota; Metazoa; Chordata; Aves; Tinamiformes; Tinamidae
Gene: RRP36
Product: ribosomal RNA processing 36
Biological process (GO): maturation of SSU-rRNA from tricistronic rRNA transcript (SSU-rRNA, 5.8S rRNA, LSU-rRNA)
Cellular component (GO): 90S preribosome; nucleolus
Source: RefSeq, a predicted model, not a curated record
AUGGCGUUCAGCGACGUCACCGAGAGUGUUGUCUACCACCUGGGCUACCGCCGCGAGGAGCUCAUCGGCCGGUCCUGGUACAGCCUCCUGCACCCUGAGGACACGCAGCUCGCAGCCGCCCAGCACCGGGCUGUGGAUCUAUCCUAUGUGUCUUUUGAGGAACUACUGCAGAUGCAGAACGGAAUGGGAAUGAGAGCCCAUCAGGGGACUGUUGGAAAGAAGACUGCACAUCCUGCCAAGCCCAAGAUAAAGCAGCAGCAAAGCAAAAAGGGGCCUGUGGAGAUGUCUGCCAAGAAACCGGUGCCUUUUCUGCGACGAGUGGUCCCUGUUACAAAGAAGGUCCAGCGAGACCCUCGAUUUGAUGACUUGUCUGGAGAGUAUAACCCGGAAAUAUUUCUGAAGACAUACAGCUUCCUGGACAGCAUCAAGAAGCGCGAGAAGGAGAUGAUUCAGAAACAGCUGAAAAAAUGCCGGAACGUGGAGCAGAAGGAGCAACUGCAACAGCUCUUGAGGCGCAUGACGCAGCAGGAAGAGGAGCAGAAAAAAAGGCAGAAAUGGAGGGAGAGGGAGCUGUCUUUGAAGAGACAGCAGCGGGAACUGGCCCAGCAGGGGAAGAAACCCUUCUUCCUAAAGAAAUCUGAGAAGAGGAAAUUGGAGCUAGCAGAGAAGUAUGCAGAGCUGAAGAGGAGUGGAAAACUGGAGAGCUUCCUGAACAAAAAGAGGAAGAGGAAUGCCAUCAAGGACAAGCGCCGGCUGCCCUCGCAGAAGAGCCUCUGAUUAUGGGAUGGACACAAUG